Messenger RNA from Ostrinia nubilalis (European corn borer), 2579 nucleotides. RefSeq names its product hemicentin-1-like. Lineage: Eukaryota; Metazoa; Arthropoda; Insecta; Lepidoptera; Crambidae. Bases 93 to 2579 code for a protein of 828 amino acids. The record is from RefSeq and is a predicted model, not a curated record. The transcript has 17 exons.
UAAUAUUAAGUGUGAAUAUUUUUAGAAGUAAUUGUGGGUUGUUUUUGACUUUUAACGAUGGUUUUGAAGUGUUUUUAAAAGUGGUUUGAGUGAUGGAGGUGGUGGGUAGACCUGUUCAUGCCAGGACUGGACUGGCGUUUGUUCUGAUGCUGCUGACCGUGGCGGAGGUGCCAGGAUAUGUGGACACGGAGGAGUUUAUCAGCGAUCUCGACAAACCAGUGCCCACGGCGCACGUGCAAGGAGUGCUGGGCAAGAAGGCAGCGCUGCCCUGCGACAUCCAGCCUCUGGCGGCUGGCGACCACGUCUCCAUGGUGCUGUGGUUCAAGGAGGCCGAUGGAGAGCCUCUCUACAGUUAUGACGUCCGCGGCCGGCUCGCCAGCCAGCCCAAGCUAUGGUCGUCGCCGACGGUGUUCGGCACCCGAGCGUACUUCCGAGCGGCGGCGAGCCCGGCCGUGCUGUUUCUGGAUGCUGUGGGGCCCGGCGACGCUGGUGUCUACCGCUGCCGAGUGGACUUCAAGAACUCGCCGACGAGGAACUCCAGGCUCAACUUUACUGUCAUCACUCCACCCAACAGGCCAGUAAUAAUGGACGCAAAGACCAGGGACCAAACGCGACUGUUGGAGCCCUACAACGAAGGGGACACCCUAGAGCUCAUCUGCGAGGUAUACGGUGGCGACCCCAGGCCUCGUCUGACCUGGUACCUGGAGAACACGGUGAUCGACGACUCGUUCUCAUACCGAGCAGAUGGCGCCACUAUCAACGCGCUAACGUUUCCCAGCGUUGGGCGACAGCAUCUGAAUGCGAGGCUGGUCUGCCAAGCGUCAAACACCAACUUGGCCCCGCCAGAGACGAAGCUUCUUAUACUUGACAUUAAUUUAAGGCCACUGACCGUGCAGAUCCUGAACAAGAGCUCCCAAGUGUCAGCGGACCGGCGCUACGAGGUGGAGUGCAAGACCACGGGCUCUAGGCCUGAUGCAGCCGUCACCUGGUGGAAAGGGAGUCGACAGCUGAAGAGGAGUGCUAAGAAUUUUUCGGAGAAUAACGCGACCAUCAGCAUCCUGAGCCUAGUGCCGAUGGCGGAGGACCACGACCGAGUGCUGGCCUGCCGCGCCGAGAACCCUAGCGUGGCCGACUCCAUGAUCGAGGACCGGUGGCAGCUGAACGUGCACUAUGUCCCCAUCGUGUCGCUGAAACUGGGCACGAGUUUGAACCCAAAGUACAUCAAGGAAGGGGAUGACGUGUACUUCGAGUGCAGCGUCAAGGCCAACCCGAAGAGUCAUAGGCUGACGUGGUAUAAAGGGACAAAAGAGAUCCACCACAACGCGAGUGCAGGCAUCAUCCUCAGUGACCAAAGCCUGGUGCUGCAAGUCGUGAACAGGUCGGCUGCUGGCGACUACAGCUGCCUCGCUUCCAACAGUGAGGGCAGCGCCACCAGCAACCCUGUGUCUCUUCAGAUACGAUAUGCGCCCCUCUGCAAGAUGGGCAACGAGGGCGAAGUCUUCGGAGCGCUAAAGCAAGAGACGGUGCAGCUUUCCUGCGAAGUAGACUCCAGCCCACCGCCCACAGCAUUCAGCUGGACCUUCAACAGCUCGGGAGAACAGAUCCAGAUACCAGCCAAGUAUUACACAGCCUCUGGCUACUCCUCUACCUUGAGGUACACGCCGUCAUCCAACAUGGACUUCGGGACCAUCUCCUGCGCAGCGAGCAACUCCGUCGGGAAGCAGGAAGCGCCGUGCGUGUACAAGCUCGUUGCUGCUGGUCACCCGAUGUCGCUGCAGAACUGCUCGGUGCUGAACCACAGCUUCGCUGGACUACACGUGGACUGCAUCGAGGGCUUCGAUGGUGGUCUGCCCCAAGUGUUUUACAUGGAGGUCUAUGAGCUGCCUUCGAUGAUCGUCCGAGCCAACGUGUCUUCGAACUCGACGCCGACCUUCGAAGUGCCGGGCCUGGACAGCUAUUCGAGCUACGCGCUUGUUCUGUACGCGGCCAAUGCGAAAGGCAGGGGAGAGGCGACUUCGCUGUACACUGUUGCUUUGAGGUCCCCUGAUAAAUACACUGGGGUCAGCAGCACGUCCAUUCCUCUGUCUCCAAUGCUAGUGUCACUGCUAGCAGUGAUCGCACUGCUUUGUACCGGCGUCUGCGGAGUCAUUACUGCGCUGUACCGGCGGCAUAGUGCUCGAAGACUAGAUCGAGUGAAGCAACCGCCUUCUUCGGCUCUAUACAUAGAGCAGAGCGUGGACUCGCUCUCCAAGCAGGACCACAUGAACACGUACUGCGGUUCUCCCAAACUGGACUACUGCAGCCAGUACGAGCUGAAGAUGGACGGGGAGAUAGAGGAGACAGAUCCUGACAUCAUACCUUGUAAUUAUGAUAAGAAGUCGAUCAGCGGGUUCAGCAAGCUGCCCACGCCGGGCACCGACACCGACACCAGCCGCGUCUUCAGCGAGCGCUCGGCCGGCUUCCCUGCUAGCACUUCGUCAUCCAGUAUAUCGGUGGUGAACCGCGGCGUGUGCGCGCGCGGCGCAGACAUCACCGCCGCGCGCCAUCUUGCGGCGAAUGUGCGCGAGAGUUGUAUAUAG